Culex pipiens pallens (northern house mosquito) is the source of this 4167-nucleotide messenger RNA. It is a transcript of the gene PAN2, whose product is annotated as PAN2-PAN3 deadenylation complex catalytic subunit PAN2. Gene Ontology annotation, biological process: nuclear-transcribed mRNA poly(A) tail shortening; mRNA processing. Gene Ontology annotation, molecular function: poly(A)-specific ribonuclease activity; nucleic acid binding; protein binding. Lineage: Eukaryota; Metazoa; Arthropoda; Insecta; Diptera; Culicidae. Gene Ontology annotation, cellular component: PAN complex; P-body. The record is from RefSeq and is a predicted model, not a curated record. Bases 134 to 3937 code for a protein of 1267 amino acids. The transcript has 4 exons.
AAGAGAGUUUUUCGUCGCGCUUUGUUGUUUUUUCGUUUCGCGAGUGAAAAUUGUUGAUUUUUCCGUGGAAAGUGCGCCGUUUUCCGGAUGAUUUUCGGCUGAGCAGGUUCCGAGCAGCACGACGCCGGUCGAAAUGGAUUACGUUUACAUGAGCGGCGAUCCGGGGAACCGGGCCGAGGACAUUAUCACGCUGACAAUGUACGACAAUCCGGAGAUUGAUUACGGCACGUUCAACAUUGGGUUUGGGGAGCCGGAGCUGAUGGAACAUGGGAUGAUACUGGCGGACGGUGGGGAUCGGUUCGGGGUGUCCGCGAUGGCGUUUGAUUCGCGCGAGGAGCUUGUGUGGAUGGGGAACCAGGGUGGCCACGUAACUUCUUACUGCGGUGGAACGAUGCAAAAGUACACUUCGUUCCAGGUGCACGCAAAUGAAAUGGUUCGACAGAUAUUUACGAUUGAUUCCGGAAUUUUGGCGUUGACCAGCACCACGCUGAGACACCAGAUUCGACGUGGCAUUCCGAAGUUUACUUAUCGUUCGGAGAAGGCGGUCGAUAUGGUGUGUAUGAUUGAACAUCAGCCGAAUAGGAACAGGAUGCUUCUUGGGGGUCAUCAGAGCGAGUUGAUCGAUUUCGACGUGGCCACGUACAGUGAGGUGGGUUCCGUUCCGGCCGGACAGAAUGGGUGUGCAAUUUUGCGACUGCACUCGCGUUAUCUGUGCGAGGGAGAUCCUUUCGGGAAGAUUACUCUUCGUGACCCGAAUAGUUUGUCUGCGGAACAUGAGCUGCUGACCCACUCGGGUAGUCUGUCCGACUUUGACGUUCAGGGGAAUUAUCUGAUCUCGUGUGGGUUUAGUGGACGGCAGGGAAAUUUGGCAAUCGACCGAUUUCUGAUGGUUUACGAUAUGCGGAUGUUGCGACUGGUUUCACCAAUCCAAUGCCUAGUGGAACCUCAGCUUAUGCGAUUCUUGCCGUCGCACACUGACCGACUGGCCGUAGUUUCUCCAUUGGGUCAGUUGCAACUGGUGGACACUGUGGAACUCAGCGAGCCCAGAGUUUGCAUGUUCCAGAUCAACACCAGUGGCAGCCAAUGUCUGACCUUCGACAUCAGCUCGUCCAGCCAAGCGAUGGCAUUCGGGGACCAAUCCGGUCACAUCAACUUGGUAGCCGCCGUCAAAAUAAACACACCAGCACUGCAGUUCAAUCCAUUUUCAAGAGAAACUGAAUUCGCCGACACAGUUGAACCGCUGCCAAUGGUGUCCAUCACCGAUAAGAACUUCCCACUAUCGUCGAUACUGCUUCCACAUCUGACCACCGGAACACGUUGGCUAAGCGAUUGGCCCGAAUUCAUGAACAGUUACGAGUAUCUUAAGCCGAAAGCUAUCCCGUCGGAAAUCAACUCCACGAUGAAGAUGCAAGGACCAAUCGGUUACGCUCCAAACCCGAAGACUUCCCUGCGCAAUCAGAUCCCGUACAUGAUGGACAAGAGCUCUGCCUCAAACACGAACGCCACUCCGGUUAGCAGCUCCCAAAAGGGCACCACGGAACAGGGAAUGAAGCUGGUCCCCCGUCGGUACCGCAAGGUCGAGGUCAAGUACAGCAAACUCGGCUUCGAGGAGUUUGAUUUUGAAUCUUACAACCAGACAGGAUUUGUCGGCUUGGAAGCCAACCUCCCGAACGCCUACUGCAACGCCAUGCUGCAGUCCCUGUACUUUAUCGUUCCGCUGCGGAAGGCCAUCCUGUCGCACUGCUGCUCGAAGGAGUUUUGUCUCGCCUGCGAGCUGGGCUUUCUGUUUCACAUGCUCGAUCUUGGCUUCUCCAAUCAACCAUGCCAGGCCAGCAAUUUCCUGCGUUCGUUCCGUACCGUACCGGAAGCGGCCGCCCUCGGAUUAAUCCUUUCCUCUGAUCGGAGCAACAACGCUAGCCUAAAUCUCUGCAGCUUGAUUCAAAACUGGAACCGAUUCAUUCUCCACCAAAUGCACUACGAACUGCUGGAAGCGAUCAAGAAGAACGAAGCCACAACUGGAAUCCCGCAAGACUGCCAAGAAAUGCUCGACAGCGAAGUCCAACAGUACAACUCACAAAACGAAAAGUUCCAAUUCCUCGAAGCCAGCAACGAUUCCGACCCGGCGACGACAACCCCCGAAUCACCCGAUCCGGUUCCCUCCCCCGGAGUAGGAGGAGGAACCGCCCAAAACAAGGAAACCGAAACCGAAAUCAGCCGUCUCUUCGGAACGCAGCAAAAAACGAUCCAACGCUGUCUCAAGUGCAACGUCGAGCGCGUCAAAAAGAACAUCCUGCUCGUGUGCAACAUGCUCUACCCGACCGGCUCCGGCACCGGUUCCGCGCCACAGCGCCACAUCGAGGGCACGUUCGCUUCGAUCCUGAAAAACUCCCUAACCGUGGAGAAAACAACGCCGGCAUGGUGCGAAAAGUGCAACAAAUUCACCCCCACAAACCAGAAGAGCCGCGUGGCCGACCUGCCGGAAAUACUCUCCAUCAACUGUGGCCUCGAGACGGACAAGGAGCUCGAGUACUUGAAGCGCCAGAUGGUGCGAUCGUCGGCGCAGGUCACGGGGGUCACCGCGGGUGGUGCGGGUACGGGAGGGACGACGGCGGCCACUGAAGGGGGCGAUACGCGCAACGGAAACGGCAAGAUGUGCCGCUACGGGAUGAACUGUUCCCGCGUGGAUUGCCACUUUUCACAUCCGAGAAAAUCUUCCCCGAUCGUAAUCACAAGUGCAAGUCAGGUUCAGCCCAAGUCCUGGUUCCCACUGAGCUUCCGGAUGACCCUAGACGAGCAGGACAAUUUGGAAGUUGGUUCUCUGAAGGGCGCUUCGAGCAGUGUCAGCUACAGCGACGAUAACGAGUCCGAACAGGAGGUCAAACCCUUCCGGAGAUCCAAGCGGUACAGCCUGUCGGCGGCCGUUUGCUACAUCAACGACGGUGCCCAGCGCAACUUGGUGGCGCUGAUCCACGUGCCCAAGAGCUAUCACGAUCUGAAGCAGAAUCGCGGUGGAGAGUCCAGCACCGGAAUCUCCGGAGUUGACUUCACCGACGGAAGUUGGUACAUCUUCAACGACUUUAGUAUUUCACCGGUGUCGGUGCAGGAGGCGGUUUGGUUCACGCUCGACUGGAAGGUGCCCUGCGUGCUGUUUUACACGAGUACGACGUUGAAAAAUGAAGAAGACGAAAACAAGGACAGCCUCAACCAUCCAACUCCCUUCACCAACGACCUGUUCUUUGCCGAUCAGAACACCGAUGAAAUCGCGGACAAAAACUUCAAACCACUGACACCGGACGAGAUCUUCCAAGCAGGAGACCUGGUGGCCAUGGACGCCGAAUUCGUCACGCUAAACCCGGAAGAGAGCGAAAUCCGCUCCGACGGGAAAAUGUCCACCGUAAAGCCAAGCCACAUGAGCGUCGCCCGGAUCACGUGCAUCCGUGGCCAAGGUAAAGACGAAGCAGUUCCCUUCGUCGACGAUUACAUCUCAACCCAGGAACAGGUCGUCGACUAUCUCACCAAGUUCUCCGGCAUCAAACCGGGCGACCUGGACGCGAACUUCAGCAACAAACGACUAACAACCCUAAAGAACUCCUACCAAAAGCUGCGCUACCUCGUCGAUAGCGGAGUCAUCUUCGUGGGUCACGGCCUGAAAAACGACUUCCGCGUCAUCAACAUUAUCGUCCCGCCGGAGCAGAUCGUGGACACGGUUCAUCUGUUCCAUCUGCCCCACCACCGGAUGGUUUCGUUGCGCUUCCUGGCGUGGCAGUUUCUGGGCAUUAAAAUUCAGUCCGAGACGCACGACUCCGUGGAGGACGCCCGCACGGCGCUGCAGCUGUACAAACACUACCUGAAGCUGAACGCCAAGGACGAGUUUACGAUGGCGCUGUCCCAGCUGUACGAAACGGGCAAGAAGCUGCAGUGGAAGGUGCCGGAUUGAGGGGAGUUCGAUUAUGCUUUUGGGUUGUUUUUUUUUUGGAAUAUAGUAUCAUUAAAUCUUUAUUUUUUACUUCAUCACCGGAAUUGUCCAACAUAUGAUAUAUUUUUGUACUACGCACUGUCAUGUUAUUCAUCAUUCAUAAAAAAAUAUAUAUUUAAAAAAAAACUUGCAAAAAAUGUCUCAAUAAAUGCAACAUCUUAUCAUGUCAAGUGAUGAUUGUGUACAACAAA